Messenger RNA from Musca vetustissima, 516 nucleotides. Its product is annotated as C-type lectin 37Da-like. Lineage: Eukaryota; Metazoa; Arthropoda; Insecta; Diptera; Muscidae. Gene Ontology annotation, cellular component: external side of plasma membrane. The transcript is spliced from 3 exons. Gene Ontology annotation, biological process: biological process involved in interspecies interaction between organisms. The coding region runs from base 1 to 516 and encodes 171 amino acids. The record is from RefSeq and is a predicted model, not a curated record. Gene Ontology annotation, molecular function: carbohydrate binding.
AUGUCUCCAUUGUAUAGUUUCUUGGUAGUGUUUGGCUUUAUUUGUGCCUUAACAUCCCUAAGUUCCGCCGAUGAUGUCAAAACAAUAGUUUUGAACAAUAAGGAGUACUAUGUGGGAGUGUCGAAUAAGGUCAAUUGGUAUCGUGCAGUUCAAACAUGUGCUGCGUAUGACAUGUCUCUGGCAUCUAUCGAAUCAAAUGAGGAAUAUGAAAGUCUAAGGCAAUAUUUGUUUAACAAUAAACAAUGGGGUACUCAAUUCUGGUUAUCGGGUACCAAUCUGCCAGAUCGUUCUAAUUAUGUUUGGCUAACGUCGGGCAAAAGGAUCUCUUACGAAAAGUGGGCACAAAGUCCAAGCACUCUAGCCAAUCAAUGCGUUCGUACUAAUGGCAAUUUCUUGUGGGUUACUGGCGCCUGCACAGAUUCUCUAUAUUUCAUUUGCUCUAGGCCCGUAGAGCCAGCAUGUGGUGUAUUUGGUAGAUGUCUUUAUACUCACAAUCCAAAUGCCAAAACCAACUAA